Drosophila sulfurigaster albostrigata is the source of this 2503-nucleotide messenger RNA. Its product is annotated as probable serine hydrolase. The transcript has 2 exons. Lineage: Eukaryota; Metazoa; Arthropoda; Insecta; Diptera; Drosophilidae. The record is from RefSeq and is a predicted model, not a curated record. Bases 135 to 1139 code for a protein of 334 amino acids.
CACACUGAUACACUUUUGAUCAUAUGUUUUAAUUUCGUUUGAGCAAGUGCACGUUAGCUGUAGUUGUUGCCGUCAGUGAUAUUAUUCAAUACGUUUGGCACAAACAAAGUGUAAUACUCACUACAAAAACUCAAAUGAAGGGUCCAAGGAGUCUCCUGAGCCUGCUGGCAAGUGGAGCACAGCAAAGUCUACGUCACGCUCACGGUCAAAGUUCAGCAAAUAACUUGAAGGCGCUCACAAAACAUUACGAGGAAGUGAGCAUCCCGGUGCCCUGGGGCCACAUUGCAGGCAAAUGGUAUGGCCCGAAGCAUGUUCGUCCCAUUCUGGGCAUGCACGGCUGGCAGGACAAUGCUGGAACAUUCGAUACUCUCGCCCCGCUGCUACCCAAUCACCUGCCAUUGCUCAGCAUCGAUGCCCCAGGCCAUGGAUUAUCGUCAUGGAUGCCCAAUGGCGUUAUGUAUCACUCCAUUGAUUAUGUGCAUCUGGUUCUGCGAAUAAUGGAGGAGUACAAUUGGGACAAAGUCUCCAUAUUGGGUCACUCGAUGAGCUCAAUUAACGGAUUUGUAUUUGGCGCACUGUUUCCUGAGAAACUCGAUAUGUUUGUGGGCCUCGAUGUGCUCAAGCCGCCCGUACGCAACGCAAAACAAAUUGUGAAUGCACUGUCCGAUCGUCUAGAGAGUUCGUUGAAACUGGAAAGGCGUAUGCGCAACGGCGGCGAACCGCCGUCAUACGAGUGGGAUCAGCUUGUGGAGCGACUUCAUCAGGGCUCCAACAAGUCGGUCGAUAUAGAGGCUUGCAAGUACCUGUUGCAGCGCAAUGUUAAACCCUCGAGUCACGAGCCGCACAAGUAUUACUUUUCGCGAGACAAUCGACUGAAGACGUCACAGUUCUACACUCUCUCACUUGAAGUUGUGCUGGAGAUGGCCACACGCAUCAAGGCGCCGCAUCUGUUUAUCAAAGCUCUGCAGGCUCCAUACUACGAGGAUAAGAAAUACUACGAUGCAACAAUGGAGGUGCUGCGCAAGAAUCCGCUGUUCGAGUAUCAAGAAGUCGAGGGAUCGCAUCAUGUACAUCUCAAUGAGCCCGAGAAGGUGGCGCAUAUUAUCAAUUCGUUUAUUAACCGAUGCAGACCCUUAUGAGAAUGUGAAGAAUCCUUACUCAACUCAUCUCCCAACACUGUACAAACUUAACCCUCCCUUAGCUAAGCUAUUGUUUGAUAUUUAAAUGUUUGACUAAUGAUAUUUGUGGCCACAAGACGAACGAAUUUAGACGAUAAGAGUAAUAAAAACGAAACACAACAUGUUGAUUCUAUUUAAGUUUAAUUACCGUUUGAUACUGGCAAUAACAUUAAUGUUAGGAUAAAAUUGCAAACAUUGAAAACUUUUGCGAGUUAGUUUUGUAUGUUUGGAAUUAGCGCCGUAACUAAAAUUAACCAAUAAUAAUAAUAGUAAAAUACUACGCACACAAUGCUCUGAAUAAACAUUUCUUGGAUCAUUAUCAUCAUCAAAUUCGUAAUGUUCAUUGUGCGUCGUCCGUUUAUUCAGAAUGUAAAAUGUACAGAACAAUUUAAAAGAAAUUGUUAACCAUGUGGAAAAUUGACGAUCUACGAUUUUGGGGAAUCUUGAGCUGUGCACGGCACAAUCGAGUAGAUCGUCAAUAUUUCUCCAUAUCUUACAACAUAAAAUUAAACAAUUUUUAAAAAUAAAUUAAAUUAUGCAUGCGUAGUUUACAAUUAGCUAAUAUCUAAUAUGAUGCAUUCUUACUUAAAUGUAUAUAUGUAUAUAAUAUAUAUAUUUUUAUAUCAUUUGUAUCAGUUUUUGUGUCUCAAAUCAGCAAAUCUUUACAUUUAAGAAUAUGAUGAAAUAAAAAAAAUAUUCUGCCGAUUUGUAACAUAUACUUAAUAUAAUUUCUAUUUAUAUAUACUUGUAUAUAAUUGUUAAUUAUGUUUUUUUUUUCGUUUUGCAUGGUUGCUUUUCAUGUUCUUGUUAAUAUUAUGUAAAUGUGUAUAUCAAGCGUAAUAGCAAUUGCUUCAGUUUCGCAUGGAUUUGUUUGCGUUAAUGAGUGUGUUUUGGUUUUUCAUUUUCUUUUUUUCAGAUUCAAAUUGUUUAUAGAAAAAUAUACAUAUACGUUAAAUAAUUAUAUAUACAUAUACUAUAUGGUAUAUAUAUAUAUAUAAAUAUAUAGGUGUUAAUAUAUACUCUGCUAAACUACUAGACAUACAACUAUAUAUGCGUCUUAUGCCCAGCAUUGUUGUGCAGUCACCAAAGUUUGAGGACUGCUCAACAAUCUCGGGUCUGAGCUCUUUAAACAUUGUAAUAAAACAACAACUAGUUUCUAGACUAAAAAUAAAUACAAUAAAUAAGUUUUUACUUAAAAAGAAAAUGCUUUUCAACAUUUAGCAAAUCGAGAUUCACUCGCUGUUGAACUAUUUACAAUUUCAUUUUGUUUUGGAGUGCAUUGGAAAGCGUUGCCUAAGCCACCGGCGAGGAAUCGCCUUUCAUGU